CUUCGCCCAGUCUGAGAUCCACGACAGCUCCCCCAUCGCACAGACACAGUGGUACGCUUUAGAAAAAAAAAUGGCGGAUGGGUGCUGAACCCACAUCAGAAAAAACACACACACAAAACCCUAGAAGGCGCAGAAAAAUAGGAGGGAGCUGGUCGCCGUCAUUUGGCGCAAGAAAAAGGCGCACUUCUUUAGAGAGAACAUUACAGCUGGACCAGACACGUUUCAAGACUGUUAUGCACUACAAAGGUCUGCGUUGCUGAGGAUUGGUCAGUAUAACUGGAGUAUGAGGAAGCCAAGCCCACAAAAAGCACCCGAAUGGAAGGAUGGCAGAAGGAUCAGACACGCCCGGAGUGGUCGCCCGUCGCGGGUCCCGGCCCAGUACCAGGGGCACUUCAGCUGGGAUAAAUACCUGAAGGAGACAGGGGCCAUCGCUGCCCCUGCCCACUGUUUCAGACAGAGCCUGACCCCGCCGGUGAACGAGUUCAAGGCGGGGAUGAAGCUGGAGGCGCAGGACCCGCGGAACACCACCUCCACCUGCAUCGCCACGGUGGUGGCGCUCACCGGCUCGCGGCUGCGCCUGCGGCUGGACGGCAGCGACAACAAGAACGACUUCUGGCGCCUGGUCGACUCGUCCGAGAUCCAGCCCAUCGGCAACUGCGAGAAGAACGGCGGCAUGCUGCAGCCGCCAUUGGGUUUUCGGCUGAACGCUUCCUCCUGGCCAAUGUUUUUACUGAAGACCCUCAAUGGGGCUGAGAUGGCUCCAGCACGCAUCUUCCACAAACAGGAGCCCCCCGCCCCGGAGCAGAACUCCUUCCAGGUGGGGAUGAAGCUGGAGGCGGUGGACCGCAAGAACCCGCACUUCAUCUGCCCGGCCAGUGUGGGGGCGCUGAGGGGCGUGGAGGUGCUGGUCACCUUCGACGGCUGGAGGGGGGCGUUCGACUACUACUGCCGCUACGACUCCCGCGACGUGUUCCCCGUGGGCUGGUGCGCCCUGACCGGGGACAACCUGCAGCCCCCCGGCACCAAGGCGGUUUUGCCGAAGACGCCGGGGGCCCUCGUGGACGCGGCGGUGGAGGGGACGGGGCCGCACCCGGGGCCCGGUAAACCCCCCGGGCAGCGCCGGCGCAAACCGGGCCGCAGGAAAGCCAAGCUGCCGGGCCACUGGGCCUCCAAGGGCCCCAACGCCGCAGGGGCCCCGGCCCCGCAGCCAGCCAAGGGCCUGGAGCCCGUCAAAAUCCCCCGCAAGAGGGGCCCCAAGCCAGGCAGCAAGCUGAGCUGGACGAAGCGGACGGCCUGGUUGGAGGGGGCCAUUUCGGGGCCGGGCCGUCCCGUCACCAGGCCCCGGGGCCGCCUGCCGGCCAGCUGGGCUCAGAGGGCGGGGGCCCCGCCCCCCCAGGGAGAGCCCGUCAAAAUCCCAAAGAAGAGAGGACCCAAACCGGGCAGCAAGAGAAAACCGAAGGUGGUACCCAACCCUGUGCCCACCUCGCCCACGAGCAGCACCCCCGAACCCGACACCAGCACUGUGCCCCUGGACAACGCCACCAUCCCCAGCACCGCCCUGCAGGCCCCCACAGUGUGUGUGUACCUGAAUAAGUUCUGCAAGGUGGGGCCACACCUGGACCCUCGCCGGCUGCAGCAGCUGCCGGACCACUUUGGGCCGGGCCGGGCCUGCUCGGUGCUGCAGCAGUGCGUUCAGGCCUGCCUGGACUGCGCCCACAACCAGAGCACCGUCUUCUCCUGCCUGAAGCCCAGCCACGGCGGUGAGGUCAUCUCAGCGUACUUCGACCAGCAGCACCACACGCUGACGCUCCCGGCGGUGAACAGCGUGACGUACGUGCUGCGCUUCCUGGAGAAGCUCUGCCACACCCUGCACAGCGACACGCUGUUCGGCAGCCAGCCCACCCCCCUGCGCGGGCUGCACUACGACGGCCACGCCUACUCAGACAGGAGAGGUUAUGGGGAGGCCGGGCCAGGCAGGGGUACCAAGCGUUACCUGCAGGAGUCCUACAGCGCCCCCCUCCACAAAGUGAUCAAAACCCCCCGCCACUCCUCAGAAGGCGAGCCCUUCCUAUUGGAGAACGGUGUCGGGGGCGGGGCGGAGCACCUGGACCCCUCCCCGCUGAGCCCCGGGGCGCUGGGCCGGAGCCUGGCCCUCCGCUCCCUGUCCCAGAGCGGGAGCCCCCCCGGAAAGCUGCUCCGCCUCGGCUCCGCGGGGUCCGAGCGGUUCGUGCCGUCCCGGGACAGCCCGCGGCCCCCCGGGCCCCUGGACCCCAACCUGUGGACGGUGGAGGAGGUGAUGCAGUACAUCCGGGACAUCGACCCCCAGCUGGGCUCCCACGCCGACCUGUUCCGCAAACACGAGAUUGAUGGGAAGGCCCUCCUCUUGCUGCGUAGCGACAUGAUGAUGAAGUACAUGGGCCUGAAGCUUGGCCCCGCCCUCAAACUCACCUUCCACAUCGACAGACUGAAGCAGGGGGCCCGGCCCUGAGACCCCAACCCUGAGAGAGGACCUCCAACCCUGACCCUGACCCUGAGAGAGCCCCUCCAAACCUAACCCCAACCCUGAGAGAGGACCUCCAACCCCAACCCUGACCCCAGCCCUGACCCCAACCCCAACCCUGACCCGCCCCUGAGACCCCAACCCUGAGAGAGGACCUCCAACCCCAACCCUGACCCCAGCCCCAACCCCGACCCCAACCCUGACCCGCCCCUGAGACCCCAACCCUCACCCAACCCUCAACCCCAGACUCUCACACCCAAUUAUAACGCACAUCUCCUGGGCAACCGAUGCCUCCGAUGCUCUCAUUUGUAGCACCUAUAGCCAUGACUUGGGGUCAGAGGUCACACUGCCAGUCGCCCACAACCCCCUCGGCAACCCCCCCCCCACUUCCGUUUUGUAGCACUUGCCCACACAACCCAGCAGCAUCAUGGGAACUGUAGUCUUUUAACAGCCUUUCAAAGGUUAUCUUCUGUUUCACUCCGGUACAUUUCAAAUGGGGUCCUGAGAGAGAAGAAAGAAAGAAAGAAAGACUCAUUUUGUACAGCCGUUUUGGACCACAAUGGCCAUUUUUCGGGGCCGGUGUUUUAUUAACUUUUAAGAAAAAUGUCAUCUAUUUUUAUUUUAUUUUUUUUUUACCCACAAAAAUUAUGCUCCAGUUCAUAUCCCUUUCGGUUGGAGGGGGAAGUGUUCCAAGAGACUGUUACCAUGGAAACCAUCAGCUGAGAAACACUAUUUUUUUUUGUAAUAACUUGCCGGUUCGGCCUCCGUACUGACUGUGUGUCUCGCUCGGAGACGCCCGCUCACACACCACACUUUAUCGCCGUGCGCACUCCGUCUCGGACCGCUAACACACCGCCGCUCCUCCUCGUGUAUAAUUACCGUGUCUCUGUAUCGUCUUUGUCGUUAUUUGUACUUUUUUUAUUUUUUUAUACGAUAUUACUAGAGGACAUACAUUCAAAGCAUUAUCUUAAAAAAAAAAAAAAAAUACAGUUCAAUAAAAGGCAAAUUAUGUUGUCAAAUACUCAAA
Messenger RNA from Conger conger (European conger), 3527 nucleotides. RefSeq names its product polycomb protein SCMH1. The transcript has 17 exons. The record is from RefSeq and is a predicted model, not a curated record. Bases 284 to 2488 code for a protein of 734 amino acids. NCBI's taxonomy places the organism in Eukaryota, Metazoa, Chordata, Actinopteri, Anguilliformes, Congridae. Gene Ontology annotation, molecular function: protein binding. Gene Ontology annotation, biological process: regulation of DNA-templated transcription. Gene Ontology annotation, cellular component: nucleus.